Messenger RNA from Onthophagus taurus, 439 nucleotides. Lineage: Eukaryota; Metazoa; Arthropoda; Insecta; Coleoptera; Scarabaeidae. The record is from RefSeq and is a predicted model, not a curated record.
AGUACUCAAAAAUGGCAACGACGGGUGUUAGAAGUUCGUGCUUCUGCUUUAAGAUAGCCGGAAUGAUAUUCUGUGCUGCAAACUGUAUAUUUAUCUACGUGCCAGGAAGUAUUCCAAUCGAUAAAGAAAAUAUCUACUAUCUUAGAGAUAUUGUAGCAGUUGCAUGUAUGACGUUCUUUCUUGUUGAAGUGGUGUUGGGAAUUGCAGCCUUAUUAGGUUCAUGUCCCCGGGUCGUUCAGCUAUUUAUGUUAUUCUUCGGGGCAAUUUUUAAUGUAAUUUCUGGAUCGUUUUGUUUUGUUAUAUACGAAAAAGAAAAAUUUGGUCCCGAUGCAUCGCCUUUACCAAUCGCAAUGGGAAUAAUAGCACUAUUUACAGCGGCUAUUAUGAUCGCCGACGCCGGUAGGGAAUACGUAAAUAAACGGCUCGAUUAGUUGGAAAA